Molecule: messenger RNA, 199 nt
Organism: Cetraspora pellucida
Lineage: Eukaryota; Fungi; Glomeromycota; Glomeromycetes; Diversisporales; Gigasporaceae
Source: the annotation of a GenBank genome assembly
AUGUCUACCGAAACUGAAAUACAAGAUAUUAAUUAUGAUAAAAAUGUAUAUCUUAAAGUAUACAAAAAAGCAAAUGAAUUCAAAAAAGAAGCUUUUUCGGAAUUUAAUAAAGAACAACAAGAUAAAUUUUUAGAAUUAUAUACUAUUUGGAAUAAUAAAAUCAUUAAUCAAUUUAAAAAAAAUAUUCCUUUGGAAGGAA